Messenger RNA from Centruroides sculpturatus (bark scorpion), 380 nucleotides. Its product is annotated as dmX-like protein 2. NCBI's taxonomy places the organism in Eukaryota, Metazoa, Arthropoda, Arachnida, Scorpiones, Buthidae. The transcript is spliced from 2 exons. The coding region runs from base 58 to 324 and encodes 88 amino acids. The record is from RefSeq and is a predicted model, not a curated record.
UUUAAAAAUUCAUUUUUAGAUGUUAAACAUAUUUAUUAUAAAAACAAUAAAAAUAAAAUGAAGAGUUCAAAAUUAGACUGCCAAGAAAGUUUUGAUGAUGACAUUAGUAAACAAAGUGGCUCCGGAGGAUCAUCAUCAGCUUCACUUGCAACCGAUGCUACUCAAUCCAAUAUUCAGCUUCCUUCAGGAGAUACACUAGAAAGAAAAUUUGAUAUGCUUAUUAGAAAUUGGCAUCAAAAUCCUGAUAUACUUUUUAGUAUUCAUCCAAUUGAUGGAAGUCUACUUGUUUGGUAUGUUAUAGUAAAAUUAUUAAAAUUUUAUUAAUUGUGUAUGCAGACAAUUAAUUGAAUGCUGUCUAAAAGUGAAGAAAUCUUUUAUAU